AUGCCAGUAACCUUUUCGCCCACAUCCCUGCCCGCCGAAUCCUUCCCUCUAACCGUCACAUCUACACCGCUCUCCCCAUCAUCCCUCCUCGCCUCCACCUGCCCCCAACAAUCCCGCCUCUGCGCCUCCCUCCUCCAAUCCUCCCUCCCAGCCGGAUCGCACAACACCAUUCCAAAACGAAACGGUCUCGUGCACACCAUAGUCGAAGCAUACAAUAGACACAGACACCUCCGCCUCCGCCCGGACGACAUAUGGACUGCCAUCCUCAUCCAAUUCAAUUUCUUCGUCAACGGGCGGAGUGAGCAGCUCCGGUCUCAGUUCGUUGCGCACAAGGGGAAGAAGGAGCUUGUUGUACAUGCACAGGGGAAUCGGUAUACCGUCAAUUUCGGCGCCAUGGCGAAGGAUAUGACGCGGGAGUUGGAGAAGAACAUUUUAGAUCCCUCUUUGCGUGCGUGGAUUCUCCCGAAAUUCAGCACGACGACUACAACGGAUACAAUCAUCGCUUCUGUGAUUAUGAUGUCGAGUAUGAAGAAGUACUUUGAUUACAGGUUUUGUCUUGACUGCGGGAUUCCCAGCGUUACGCUUGAAGGCGAACAGGAGGAUUGGGAAGAAAUCUUGCGGAGGAUUGAGAAAUUGAAGGAAUAUGGGGUGGAGGCGACAGGGUGGUGUCACUUGCUACGCCCUAUAAUGGCGCAGUUCGUGGCGGCGUUUGAUAACCCGGCAAGUGAGGAGAAUAAGGAGUUCUGGGGGAAGGUGUGUCAUCGUGAGGGGGGAGGGAGCGGCCCGACCUAUCUUGGUGGAUGGGUGACAGCGUUCUGCGCAUUUGAUGAGGACGGAAAGUGGCUUGGACACAAGUUUAAAGACGGGGUGGUAGAGGCAGAAUCAUUGCAAGGACCAGACCCUACCGCCCUGUCCGCAUCUGAUUUUUUUGCCACCUACACUCAAGACUCAAAGACUUGGAGUCAAAGCGAAGCAUUCCUAAUCUUAUCCGGCACGCGAUAUCAUCUUGUUGACACGAACGACAUUCCAGCAGGAUGCACGGAUGUCGAUGUACUCGUUGACGACAACGGGGAAGAAAUACCGUGCAUGAUGACUGCGGGUUUAUUUGGAACUGAGAUCUCUGGUGAUGUAGAAGGGAAGAGGGACACAGUGAGACCGGUUUCGGGGUGGUGGAUGUUUGAGAAAGCAAUUGAAGGCGAGGGGAAGACAGAUUGA
Laccaria bicolor S238N-H82 is the source of this 1215-nucleotide messenger RNA. RefSeq lists its product as uncharacterized. The coding region runs from base 1 to 1215 and encodes 404 amino acids. The transcript has 2 exons. The record is from RefSeq and is a predicted model, not a curated record. NCBI's taxonomy places the organism in Eukaryota, Fungi, Basidiomycota, Agaricomycetes, Agaricales, Hydnangiaceae.